AUGGCGGCCGUUCGAGCACCAAAACAAUGGUCUCUCACAACGACUGAAACAAUAACUUCCAUAGAGGCUUGGGAGAACAAUUUAAAAUACAUCCUAUCCCUAGACCAUAAUUUUGCAUCGUUCCUCACCGCUGGUGUUAUUUGGCUAAAGAAAACCAAUGCCUCUCAUCUCCGUGGUUUUACCGACGAUGAUGAGGACAUUCCCAAGAUUCAACGCCGUACCGCUGCGCAAAAGGUGACUCAUCUCGAAAUGAUGCUUGGCCAAAUAGCUAACUAUGCUCCUGUUAUUUCUCGUAAUACGAUUGUACGAAAUUCGACCUCCAUCAGCGGUGUAUGGCAAGCCAUUCGACAACAUUACGGCCUGUAA
This is a messenger RNA of Paramuricea clavata, 366 nucleotides long. The record is from the annotation of a GenBank genome assembly. NCBI's taxonomy places the organism in Eukaryota, Metazoa, Cnidaria, Anthozoa, Malacalcyonacea, Plexauridae.